This is a messenger RNA of Polyodon spathula (Mississippi paddlefish), 2201 nucleotides long. RefSeq names its product lamin B2 (gene lmnb2). NCBI's taxonomy places the organism in Eukaryota, Metazoa, Chordata, Actinopteri, Acipenseriformes, Polyodontidae. The record is from RefSeq and is a predicted model, not a curated record. The coding region runs from base 232 to 2082 and encodes 616 amino acids. The transcript is spliced from 11 exons.
CCAGAAGGCGGCGCGCUGACGUGUUUUGGCGCGCCUUGCCGAGCCUCUUUCGUCGUGCUUACGGGAGGAGACGGCGGUUGUAUAAUCUGAAGAAGCGCGGUGCAAAUGAAUUAGAUACAGGCGUUAAACAUAAAUAGAGAGAGAGAGACAGAGAGAAAGAAAAAGAAGCAAACCCGAGACGGGGAAUUCCGGAAUUGCUUUUUCCCCAGGUGUAAUUUUUUUAACGAAGCGAUGGCGACCCCGAGCCGCUCAGCCGCCGCUGCUCCCCGGCAAGGAGCCUCCAGCACCCCGCUGUCCCCGACCCGCAUCACCCGGCUGCAGGAGAAGGAGGAUCUGCGCCACCUGAACGACCGCCUGGCCGUCUACAUCGACCGAGUCCGGGCACUCGAGCUGGAAAACGACCGGCUCAUGGUUAAGGUUUCCGAGAAAGAACAAGUCACCACACGCGAGGUGACCGGGAUCAAGUCCCUGUAUGAAGGGGAGCUGGCCGAUGCCCGUCGUAUUUUGGACGAGACAGCCCGAGAGAGAGCCAGGUUGCAGAUUGACCUGGGGAAGGCCAGGUCUGAACUGGAGGAGGUCACCAAAAAUUACAAGAAGAAAGAUGGGGACCUGGCAGCCUCUCAGGCUAGGUUUAAAGAUCUCGAGUCUCUGUACAACAAGAGUGAAGCCAAGCUCAACGUUGCCCUUUGUGAGAGCCGCUCCCUGGGGGAGGAAGUGGCUGAUCUGAGGGCUCAGCUUGCCAAGGCGGAGGGUGCCCAUGAAGUGGCCAAGAAGCAGCUGGAAGCAGAGACCCUGCUGAGGGUGGAUCUGGAGAACCGCUGCCAGAGCCUGUCUGAGGAACUGGAGUUCCGCAAGAGCAUGUUUGAAGAGGAGGUGCGUGAGGUCCGGCACAGUCACGAGAAGCGCCUGGUGGAGGUGGACAGCGGACGGCAGGCUGAUUACGAGUACAAGCUGUCUGAGGCUCUGCAGGACCUGAGGAAGCAGCACGACGAGCAGGUGGCAAUCUACAAGCAGGAGCUGGAGAACACCUUCCAGUCCAAGCUGGGGAAUGCCAAGAUUAGCUCCGAGCAGAAUGACAAGGCUGUGUGCGCUGCCCGCGAGGAACUGCAGGAGGCGCACAUGAGGAUCGAGAGCCUGGGUUACCAGCUCUCCUCCCUGCAGAAACAGGUCAGUGCUGCGGAGGAGCGAGUCCAAGAGAUGGAGGACUUGCUGGCCACUGACCGGGACAAGUACCGCCGGCUGCUGGACUCCAAGGAGCGGGAGAUGGCGGAGAUGAGGGACCAGAUGCAGCAGCAGCUCGAUGAGUACCAGGGGCUGCUGGACAUCAAGCUGGCUCUGGACAUGGAGAUCAGUGCUUACCGCAAACUGCUGGAGGGAGAAGAGCACAGGCUGAAGCUGUCCCCCAGCCCCUCCUCCAGAGUGACAGUGUCUCGCGCCACCUCCAGCAGUCUCUCCAGUGCCACCCGCUCCUCCCGGGCCAAGCGGAAGAGGAUCGAGGUGGAGGAGUCCUCCGGCAGCAGCGGCAUAAGCAGUGGCGGCAGCAGCAGCGAGGGCAGCAACGUCCAGAUAUCUCAGAAAGCAGAGUCUUCCGGGGAAAUCAGCAUUGAAGAGAUCGACCUGGAGGGGAAGUCUGUGUGUGUCAAGAAUAACGGAGACAAGGAUCAGUCUCUUGGUGGUUGGAGACUCAAGAGGCAGAUUGGAGAUGCAGAUGAAAUUGCCUACAAAUUUACUCCUAAAUAUGUCCUCAAAGCUGGCCAGACUGUUACGAUCUGGAGUGCUGAGGCCGGGGUGUCUCACAGCCCCCCCUCCGACCUGCUGUGGAAGAGCCAGAACUCCUGGGGCACUGGAGACAACAUCCGCACUUACCUGGUGAACUCUGAUGGACAGGAAGUUGCAGUGAGGACUGUAACUAAGUCCAUCGUAGAAGUGGAGUAUGAAGAUGACGAGGAGGCAGGCUAUGGAGAAGAGGAUCUUUUCCACCAGCAGGUUGGUAGUGUUGUCGGAAGGCAGUGGAGAGGCGGUUACACAUCACUGCUGGCCCAUGUGCUGGUGCUGGAAAACGGGGGGGGGGGGGGGGUGUAGGAAAGCUACUAAGCUUAAGCCCAACUAACUAAACAGAAUAGUGAUGGGAUUGGGAUACAGUGGCUAAGCUUGACAACGUGUUUAUGGUUUGAUAGGUCUGUUAACUUUUGAAAUACAAU